UUGACAGCGCCAAGACGCUGUCUUCUCAGAUUCUAACUUCUUUCACAGGCGCCUUGGCGCUACUCUUUCGGGCAGGCAUGGUGUUGGGUCCAACGGGAAUAUCAAACAUAAAAGCAGUGAAAGAGGUGUUCUUCCAGGCCUCCGCCGCCGACUACUACGAAAUCUUCGGCUUCCUUAGCCGCAUCAUUUUCAUGUUCCUCAUCGGCCUUGAAACUGACUUGUCCUACAUCCUCCGCAACCUCCGUGUUGCCGGACUCAUCGCCUGCGGUGGAGCCGUAGUCGGCAGCAUCUUCGGCAUCGCGGUCUCCUUCUUCCUCUACCAACAAUUCGAAGAGAAGAACAGCAAAUUCGGGUUCUUCAUCAUCAUCAUGCUCAUCCUUGCGUACACGGCCUCCCCCGUCGUCAUCCGCCUCGCAGCCGAGCUCAAAUUCGCGACGUCCGAUGUCGGAAAGCUCGCCAUCUCAUCGGCCCUCAUCAACGAAAUGGCCUGCUUGGCCAUCUUCAACACCAUCCUGGCCUUAAAAUCGUUCCAAGGUUUCGGGAAGGGAAUAUUGUGUCUCCUAUUUGUGUCGGGAGUUGUGAUUCUGAACCAAUACUUAGCCAGUUGGUUCAACAAACGAAACCGCAACCAAAAGUACCUUAAAAACAUGGAAGUGUUUUUCUUGCUGUCGAUGGUGAUUGCUGCGUCCAUUAUUGUGGAGCUGGAGUCGUUCAACAGCAUAAUAAGUAGCUUUGUUUUUGGGCUAGCUUUUCCCAAGGAGGGGAAAACGGCCAGGACUUUGCUUCAUAAGCUCACGUAUUCGGUGCAUAAUUUUGUUUUGCCAAUAUAUUUUGGGUAUGUGGGGUUCCAAUUUGAUGGGAAUAAUCUGUUCAAGCUGAGCAAUUUGUUGAUAGUGGCGAUUAUGGUGCUGUUGAGUAUUGGGAGCAAGAUGAGUGGGACUUUGGCGGUUUGUAACUACUUGAAUAUACCUUUGAAUGAAGGGGUUUUUCUUGGGUUUGUCCUUAACUUGAAGGGCCAUGCAGAUCUCUUGCUCAUUGGUGGAGCCUCCAAAGCACUCAUUUCAUGGAGCAACCCCCGAGCAUACAGCCUUCUGCUAAUAACGAUUGUAAUAAACACCAUAAUCUCGGGGCCAAUGGUGGCGUUCCUGAUGCGGCGUGAAGAGAAGCUAUUCUCCCACACCCACACGAGCCUGGAGCUGAACGAUCCAACCCAAGAGGUUCGGGCCCUAGCCUGCGCGUAUGGGCCACGUCAGCUAUCUGGAAUCUUCCCCCUCCUGUCGGCCCUGAGCGGCGGGCAGAAGUCCCACCUCACCCCCUUCCUCCUCCACCUCAUCGAGCUCCUCCACAAGCGCCGCACCAAUCUCUCCUACCACGAGCUCGAGGAGGACGAGGUGAGCGACGAGGAGGGCUACGGCGGCAACGACGUCCUUGAGAUCCACUGCGCCCUCGACACCUUCAUCUCCGACAGCAACAUCUUCGUGUCCCUCUCAAAGGCCGUCUCCUCCUUUCCCACUCUCUACGAGGACGUCUGCACCGCCGCUGAGGAUCUCCGCGUCUCAGUUAUCAUUCUCCCCUUCCACAAGCACCAGCGCAUUGACGGCAAGAUGGAGACCGGCAAGGACGGCAUCCGCACCACCAACCAGAAGAUUCUACGCCACGCCCCUUGCUCCGUCGGCAUCCUCAUCGACCGAGUUCAGACCGGGUUUCUCGCCUUCUCCCAUUUGUUGGUCUCCGACAACGUGCAGCACGUGGCGGUCCUCUUCUUCGGUGGGCCCGACGAUAGGGAGGCCGUAGCGUGGAGUAGGCGGAUGAUUAGUCACGCAAGGAUUAAUUUGACCAUUAUUCGCUUCAUGCCCUUGCCAACGGGGGGUGGUGCUGCCCACGGCCAUGGCGACGGUGCUGGUGUGGCCAUGAGUGAAGGGGUUUUGAUGGCUUUGUCCAGUCUGGCGGCGAGGAACAGCUCCAAUGAAACGGAUAAUGCAUUUCUUGCAGAUUUCUAUAGCAGACACGUGUCGACAGGCCAAGUAGGGUACAUAGAGACGCACGUGAGCAACGGGCAGGAGACGGUGGCGGCGUUGAAAGACAUGGGAGACAUGUACUCGUUGUUCGUGGUGGGAAAGGGAGGAAGGGCGCACUCGCCGCUCACCACCGGCAUGAGCGACUGGGAGGAGUGCCCGGAGCUCGGCACCGUCGGCGAUCUAUUGGCCUCUUCAGAAUUCAACAUCAAUGCCUCCGUUUUGGUCGUUCAACAACAUAGACAGCAAAAGAAAGUCCUCAUUGACGAGUAACACUUCUUCUUCUUCUUCUAUACCUUGUAAAUUAUUGCAUUCUU
Molecule: messenger RNA, 2332 nt
Organism: Momordica charantia (bitter melon)
Lineage: Eukaryota; Viridiplantae; Streptophyta; Magnoliopsida; Cucurbitales; Cucurbitaceae
Source: RefSeq, a predicted model, not a curated record